Messenger RNA from Schistocerca serialis cubense, 579 nucleotides. Its product is annotated as acidic proline-rich protein PRP25-like. The coding region runs from base 1 to 579 and encodes 192 amino acids. NCBI's taxonomy places the organism in Eukaryota, Metazoa, Arthropoda, Insecta, Orthoptera, Acrididae. The record is from RefSeq and is a predicted model, not a curated record. The transcript has a single exon.
AUGUUGCCUGACAGAUUUACGACCGUGGACCCGUGGGAAGACCGUGGACCCGUGGGAAGACCGUGGACCCGUGGGAAGACCGUGGACCCGUGGGAAGACCGUGGACCCGUGGGAAGACCGUGGACCCGUGGGAAGACCGUGGACCCGUGGGAAGACCGUGGACCCGUGGGAAGACCGUGGACCCGUGGGAAGACCGUGGACCCGUGGGAAGACCGUGGACCCGUGGGAAGACCGUGGACCCGUGGGAAGACCGUGGACACGUGGGAAGACCGUGGACACGUGGGAAGACCGUGGACACGUGGGAAGACCGUGGACCCGUGGGAAGACCGUGGACCCGUGGGAAGACCGUGGACCCGUGGGAAGACCGUGGACCCGUGGGAAGACCGUGGACCCGUGGGAAGACCGUGGACCCGUGGGAAGACCGUGGACCCGUGGGAAGACCGUGGACCCGUGGGAAGACCGUGGACCCGUGGGAAGACCGUGGACCCGUGGGAAGACCGUGGACCUGUGGGAAGACUGUGGACCUGUGGGAAGACUGUGGACCUGUGGGAAGACUGUGGACCUGUGGGAAGACUGUGA